This is a messenger RNA of Gongylonema pulchrum, 581 nucleotides long. The record is from the annotation of a GenBank genome assembly. NCBI's taxonomy places the organism in Eukaryota, Metazoa, Nematoda, Chromadorea, Rhabditida, Gongylonematidae.
CAAGAAGUAGUUGAUCGAUUCGCGAUGGCUGUUGGCAAGAACAAGAAGAUGGGCAAGAAGGGUGCCAAGAAGAAGGUGGUGGAUCCGUUCACGCGCAAAGAGUGGUACGACAUCAAGGCCCCGUCCAUGUUCAACGUGCAGCACAUCGGGAAGACGCUGGUGAAUCGCACACAAGGAACAAAAAUUGCAAGCGAAGGUCUGAAGGGACGUGUGUACGAGGUGUCACUUGGUGAUCUGAACAAUGCGGAAUCGGAAUUUCGAAAAAUGCGCCUAAUUUGUGAGGAUGUCCAGGGCCGCACGUGUUUGACCAAUUUUCACGGAAUGAGGCUUACACGUGACAAGCUUUGCUCGAUCGUCAAAAAGUGGCAUACACUUAUUGAGGCCAAUGUUGCCGUCAAAACUUCGGACGGCUAUUUAUUGCGUCUUUUCUGCAUCGGUUUCACAAAGAAAAAUGCUGGACAACUGAAGAAGACGAGUUACGCGAAAUCUUCAAAAAUAAGACAAAUUCGAGCUAAAAUGAUUGAAUACAUGCAGAAGGAGGUAAGAUUGUAUAUUUCUUUAUUAAAGCAUUCGUUCUGAGG